UCCUUAUCGACUCUGGUCAGCGUGGACCAAGUCGUCCCAGCUGUGAAUCUCUUUUUCUCCAUCAUCAAUUGCCCCUGUAUUAUAUACCUUCCUAGUUUGACCAAUUUUGUACUGUCAGCGGCUGCAAAACACACCAGCCAUGCCUGUCGUCAAAGGUGGUGUUUGGACGAAUAUUGAGGAUGAGGUGCUUCGGGCGGCGGUCUCCAAGUACGGUCUUAACCAGUGGGCGCGUGUUUCCUCGCUGUUAGCAAGAAAGACCCCCAAGCAAUGCAAGGCGCGAUGGGUGGAAUGGCUAGAUCCCGGCAUCCGCAAGGUCGAAUGGUCGAGGGAGGAGGAUGAGAAGCUGUUACAUCUGGCUAAGUUGAUGCCAACCCAGUGGCGCACCAUUGCACCUAUCGUGGGACGCACGGCAACACAGUGCUUGGAACGCUACCAGAAGUUGCUGGACGAAGCAGAAGCGCGUGAGAAUGAUGAGCUGGGUCUGGAAGGUCCCGGUGCCGAGUCGGCUGCCCCUAGUGCCGACGAUGUGCGACGGCUACGACCCGGUGAACUGGACCCCGACCCGGAAUCCAAACCCGCUCGUCCUGAUACGAUUGACCUUGACGAAGAUGAGAAGGAGAUGCUGAGUGAGGCCCGAGCUCGUCUGGCGAACACACAAGGAAAGAAGGCGAAGCGGAAGGCUAGAGAAAGACAGUUGGAAGAGUCGCGACGACUUGCAGUCCUUCAGAAACGACGUGAACUCAAAAAUGCUGGCAUUAAUAUCAAGGUCGUGACUCGCAAGAAGGGUGAAAUGGACUACAAUGCCGACAUUCCGUUCGAAAAGCCUGCAGCACCCGGUUUCUAUGAUACUAUGGAGGAAGAAGCCCGAAACGAGCGACAACGGGAGAUGUUUGACCCCCGCAAACAGCAGCUCGCCAACAAGCGGAAAGGAGAUCAAGAUGACGAUGCGGAGCGCAAGAAGCGGAAGAACGACAAGAAUGGUAAUUCUGCAUCUGCCGCCGCUGCCCGCGCUGGCCAGAUGCAGAAGAUUCGCGAAGCAGAGCAGAGCAGCAAGAGAAGAGCGCUUGUUCUUCCCAGCCCUCAGAUGGGUAUGGCAGGCGACAGAGCCAGAUUGAUUGGCAACUACUCUGCUAUUGUCGGUGGAACUCCGAUCAGAACGCCCCGGGCGGCGCCAGAGGAAGACCACAUCGCCAACGAGAUCCGCAACAUCAGAGCUUUGACUGAAACUCAAUCAUCGCUAUUGGGUGGUGAAAAUACUCCUUUGCAUGAGGGGGGAUCAUCUACUGGAUUUGAUGGGAUCGCUCCCCGGCGUCAGCAGAUCUUUACCCCGAACCCUAUGGCCACACCAGGUGGUGUUGGGCCUGGUGCCACUCCUUUGCGGACUCCUCGGGAUCACUUCGCUCUAAACCAGGCAGAAGCUGGACAGCUGAUCGGAAGCACCCCCAGAGACAUCAAAAUGAAUGAGAAGCUUGCACGUCAAAGCAUCCGCGGCAAGCUGGCAGCUCUACCAAAGCCCAAAGAAACGGAGUGGGAACUGGAAGAGCUUCCUUCCGAAUCUGCGGAGCCAGCCACCGCAACUGACUACGCUCGACAGCGUGCCGCCGAAGCCGAGUUCAAGCGUCAGACGCAAGUAUAUCAGCGAGCCCUUCCCCGGCCAAGUGUACUUGAUAUUGACGCAUUGAUGGAGCGGGUAUCUCAUGUUGCGGAUCCCAUUUCGGGUCUGGUCGCAAAAGAAGCUGCUCUUCUUAUUGCGCACGAUGCGCGCAAAUUCCCUAUCCCGGGUGCGAAGCUCGAUGACAGUUUCAUUCAGCAAGCUCCUGAAAAGCAGCAGGAAUGGCAGGAGGACUUUGAUGAGCAAUGGUCGACGAAACACUCCAACACACUGCCCGGUCUUUCCAACUAUGCCGAUGACGAAGAGGAGGAUGUAUAUCAACAAGAACAGCGGAUGAUCGCAGCAUUCGAUAACCGAGGUAACAAGCUAGAGAAGAAGCUUGCCUUACAUUACGGCGUGGAGGCCAACACAGCCCUGGAGAAGACUAGAGAUGAGCUCGAUGCUUUCCGCACGCUCCAGAUCUCGGAACAAUCUGCUAUUUCUCGGAGACUUGAAAGACUGAGGGAUGAUGUGGCAUUUGUCAUGCGCAGAGAGCGCGAAGCUCAAGACCUGUAUAGAACCAGGAAGGACGAGCUCGACGAGCUUGUGGCCGGAACAGGGGGGAUGAAUCAUACCUCCAUCACUAUGGGCGGCAGGGACGAGGCCACGGGGACCCCGGACCCCGUCGAGAAGGGGUUCGCCACCCUCAAUACCAUCCGGAUCGGUGUGAAGGCCAUGGUGCAGAAGGAUGGGGAAUUACGAAAGGCGGAGAUUCUAUCUAUAAAGCAGCGAAAAGAUGGUCCUUCAUUCUACGUUCACUAUGUCGACUUCAACAAGCGUCUUGAUGAAUGGGUUGAUUCCACAAGAAUCGAUCUGUCACAUGAGGUCGAAUGGCCCCAGCCGGAGAAACCAGAGAAAAAGAAGACCGGCCCCGGCAACAAAGCGCCCAGCAAGAACCCCCAGAAGCGUGCGAGAGCUGAAAGCCGUGAUGUAUCGGCAACCCCGGAUCUUCUGACGGGCAAGAACACCAAUGUUGGCAAGGCCCAGCGUCCAUCCAAAGCAGGCGGGAAGGAGAAUCGCGACGAGACCCCUUUGAACCUUUCCAUUGGGGGCUCAGAAGCUGUCUCCGCAGAUGGAACCCCCAAGCCUGACUCGGAUGAUGUUGACAUGAUCGAUGUCGGCUUCUCCAAGGAUGAGAAGGAAGAGGCGAAAGCGCUUGGCCUUAUGUCUCGUGAAGAAGAGAUCGAACGACUCCGCACCAGUGGCAGUAUGACCCAGAACCCGACGGAAAUUCAUCGUGUGCGAAACUUGACCCGUCUCCAAAUGGGUAAAUAUGAUAUCGAACCAUGGUACUUCUCCCCCUACCCUGCAUCAUUCUCCGAUGCAGAUGUCGUGUACAUCGAUGAGUUCUGUUUGGGAUACUUCGACAACAAGCGCUCCUUCGAGCGUCAUCGUUCCAAAUGCACUCUCGUGCAUCCUCCGGGAAACGAAAUCUACCGAGACGACUACAUUUCCUUCUUCGAAGUUGACGGCCGACGCCAACGAACCUGGUGCCGCAACCUCUGUCUUCUGAGCAAGCUUUUCCUCGAUCACAAGACUCUCUACUACGACGUCGACCCCUUCCUCUUCUACUGCAUGUGCAGUCGCGACGAAACCGGCUGCCAUCUUGUCGGCUACUUUUCCAAAGAAAAAGACUCCGCGGAAGGCUACAACUUGGCCUGUAUUCUCACUCUCCCUCAAUACCAACGCCGCGGGUACGGCCGUCUCCUCAUCUCCUUCAGCUACGAGCUCGGCAAGCGAGAAGGAAAGCUUGGAUCGCCUGAGAAACCGCUCAGUGAUCUUGGUCUCCUCAGUUAUCGACAGUAUUGGCGAGAGACUCUCGUGGAAAUCCUCUUAGAUGCCGGUCGAGAGGCCAUCAGCGAGCACGAUCUUUCCAUGCUCACCUCUAUGACGGAGAAAGACGUCCACGAGACGUUGGUCGUUUUCAAUAUGCUUCGAUACCAUAAAGGAAACUGGGUCAUAGUUCUAACCGACCAAGUGGUGGAAGAGCACAAAAAGCGCCUAGAAAAAGAAAAGAUCAAGGGCUCUCGCAAAAUCGACCCCGCACGUCUGCAAUGGAAACCUCCCGUUUUCACUGCGUCAUCCCGUACCUGGAACUGGUAAGACAUCAAUGACUAUCAUGAUGGACGGGAUGAGAUGCUAUGGAAGGGGAAGGGGAAGGCGGCGGAAGUUGAUACCCAAUUUGGAAGGAGUCCCUGGUGUAAUGUAUGUUGAUGAUUUCGUUUCUCGUUUUGGAGUUAUUUCUUAUCUAUUGUUUAAUCUGCGACUCACGGGAUGUAUAUUAGUUACUUUUGGGGUGGGGAGUUUGUUUGAUUAGCAUGGACUAGCGAUAGCAGGACAGGUGUUGUGGGUGUUUUUCUUGUUCUGUGAGAGUUGGUAGUUCAGUUGUAGGUUUGAUAGAUGUCAAAAAGAUUCUUGUGUGUACUCUGUAAUCUGUAUCAAAUGUC
Aspergillus ibericus CBS 121593 is the source of this 4098-nucleotide messenger RNA. RefSeq names its product putative cell division control protein (Cdc5) (gene cef1). Gene Ontology annotation, molecular function: histone acetyltransferase activity. The transcript is spliced from 18 exons. The record is from RefSeq and is a predicted model, not a curated record. Gene Ontology annotation, cellular component: Prp19 complex; spliceosomal complex. Gene Ontology annotation, biological process: regulation of DNA-templated transcription; mRNA splicing, via spliceosome. NCBI's taxonomy places the organism in Eukaryota, Fungi, Ascomycota, Eurotiomycetes, Eurotiales, Aspergillaceae. Bases 140 to 3754 code for a protein of 1204 amino acids.